Messenger RNA from Panicum hallii, 636 nucleotides. RefSeq names its product BURP domain-containing protein 15-like. The coding region runs from base 1 to 636 and encodes 211 amino acids. Lineage: Eukaryota; Viridiplantae; Streptophyta; Magnoliopsida; Poales; Poaceae. The transcript is spliced from 3 exons. The record is from RefSeq and is a predicted model, not a curated record.
AUGGCGCGCCUUCUCGUCCUCGCCGUCGCCGCACUAGCAGUACUCACGGCUCCACCCGGGAAGCAGCUGAUGACGGCGCGUGCUGCCCGGCCGUCGCCGGCGGAGGCCUUCUGGUGCGCCGCCCUUCCCGACGCGCCCAUGCCGGAGGCCAUCCGCGAGCUCCUGCACCCUAAAGCCGCAGGGACCAAGGAUCCGAACGUCAACGAUAAGCCGCCGCUGCCUCCUCUGAACUUCAAAUACGACGACUACAAGUCCUCGCCUCGGAACGAGGCCGCCACCGCCCCGUCUCCUGAGGUGCUGAGGCACCUCGCCGGCGGCGCCCGCGGGGACACCGCCGCGUCGCCGCCGACGGUGCUCUGCUUCCUGGAGGAUGCGGUGCGCGUCGGGGGCAGCCUGCCGCUCCGCUGCGUCCCACGAGCUGCCGCCGUGGAGGGCGUGGUCCGUGAGCGCGGGGAGGCGGUGGCCGCGGCCAUCAUCGCGUGCCACGUGAACCGCGCACGUCCCGGUGGGGACCCGGCGCGCACCGCGUUCCGGCUGGUCGGCGUGAUGCCCGGCGGCGCGCCUGUCAUCUGCCACGCCGUGCCCGGCGCGCAGGGGCUCCCCGUCAAGAACGACGGGAGCCCGUCCUCGGCGUAA